This is a messenger RNA of Striga asiatica, 1976 nucleotides long. The record is from the annotation of a GenBank genome assembly. Lineage: Eukaryota; Viridiplantae; Streptophyta; Magnoliopsida; Lamiales; Orobanchaceae.
AGAGAUUUAUUAGGGCCAGAUUUUCCUUUUUCUGUAAAACGAAAGGGUUGAAAAAGGAGGAGCCCCCUUCUCUCUCUCUCAUUCUUUCGGAUUAGAUCUCACCGUCGAUAGAUAAAGGCGAAAUCGAAAAAAAUAAUUUUGAGAAGUUCUGCGGUAUGCAAAGUCCUUACUCAAAUCUCCUCCUACUUUUUCUACCUCUCUACUUCAUCUGCUGCUGUUAUAAUCUCAGUUACAUAUAUCACAUACACACGCUCAUAUAUAUACAUACACACAUACACACCCGGGCCUUAAAACCUUUGAAUCACUAUAACCCCAGUGUUUUGCGUUCGCCCCGUCAAAAGGGCUUUUCUUGUUUUACCCUAGUUGCAUUUGGUAUACUUAAAUUUGCGAUGUGGAGUAUGCUUCGACUGCUGGAACGAGGAGUUUUUAUUCAUUUCGAUUCAAGGCUAGUCGGAUGGUUUACACAUUUUGCCCGUUGCCAUAAUGACAAUCUAAGCAUGCAGAUUCCAUUGGUGGACCAAAGGCCUCAAAAUCUUGUUUGUUGUGUGAUGAUAGGUAUCAUGGCAGAGAACACUGAGAUUGAUGACCGUGUGGAUCUUGAUGAUGAUAAUUACUCUGAAGAAGAUGAGGAUGUUGAAGAACCUAUGGAGGAUGAAGGACCUGGAGACGAAGGUGAAGAAAAUGAAGAAGAACCUCUGGAGGAAGCUAGAAGUGAGGAUGGUGUGGAAAAACAAUCACCACACACGGAAGAAAAUGAUAUUCAUUCACCAGAUGUGGUAGAUGAAGAAAAGUUUGCACCUAUUAACGAAGAAGAGAGAGCAAAACAUGCUGAACUUCUCGCUCUUCCUCCACAUGGUUCUGAAAUUUUCAUUGGAGGACUUUCUCGAGAUGUUUCGGAGGAAGACUUGAAAGAACUUUGUGAACCCUUUGGUGAAAUUUUCGAGAUUAGAGUCAUGAAAAACAGGGAUACCGGUGAAAGCAAGGGCUUUGCUUUUGUAGCUUUCAGAACAAAAGAUGUGGCACAAAAGGCAAUUGAAGAUUUACAUAACAAAGAAUUCAAGGGAAGAACAUUACGAUGUUCGCUGUCGGAAACUAAGUACAGAUUGUUCAUAGGUAACAUACCUAAGGUUUGGACUGAUGAGGAUUUCAGAAAAAUCAUUGAAGCAACUGGUCCUGGUGCAGAAGUAAUAGAGCUUAUAAAGGAUCCCCAAAACCCAACCCGUAAUCGUGGCUUUGCCUUUGUGGAAUACUACAACAAUGCUUGUGCUGAUUAUUCUCGACAGAAAAUGUCUUCCCCAAGCUUCAAGUUGGAUGGGAACACACCUACUGUUACUUGGGCCGAUCCAAAGAUUACUAGUGAUAACUCUGCUGCUGCGCAGGUCAAGGCUCUUUAUGUGAAGAAUAUACCAGAAAACACAUCAAUUGAACAGCUGAAGGAACUAUUCCAGCAGCAUGGGGAAGUCACAAAAGUUGUUAUGCCGCCUGCCAAAAGUGGUGGAAAGCGAGACUUUGGUUUUGUUCACUAUGCUGAAAGAUUGAGUGCAUUGAAGGCCGUCAAGGAGACUGAAAAAUAUGAGAUAAAUGGCCAGCUGUUAGAAGUUGUCCUGGCAAAGCCGCAGACUGAGAAAAGGUUUGAUGCAGCUAGUCCACUAAAUCCUCAAAUGCCAAACUAUAUUCCUCAUCCAGGAUAUGCCGGUAUACCAGUAAGUCCUUUUGCGCCUAUGGCUGCUGGAUAUAGUGCAGCUGCUGGAUUUCAGCAGCCUAUGAUUUAUGGAAGGGGGCCAAUGCCAUCUGGAAUGCAAAUGGUGCCGAUGGUUUUACCAGAUGGUCGAAUUGGUUAUGUUCUUCAGCAGCCUGGGGUACAGAUGGCUCCACCUGUCAGGCCUCGUAGGAAUGACAGAAGCAAUGGUGGUGGGGGCCCACAAGGACGUGGGGGCCCAAGCAGUACUGGGGAUGAUAGUAGUAACCGUAAUAGA